AUGCAAGUUAGAGGUUUGUUGUUGUCUCUGGCAACGAUUUUUUGUACAGGAACCGAAAACGCUGAUCUGAGAGAAUCUGUGGCAGUUGGAAUUGACCUUGGAACCACCUAUAGCUGCAUAUCUGUAUAUAGCCCAUCUUUAAAGGAUACAAGGUUUGUUCUCUCUCCCAGUGGAGAGGAAACCUAUCCAUCGGUUGUAUUCUUCAAGAAGCUUCCUGAGGGAGAUGGAAAGAAGUCUAAGUAUGAGGCAGUAGCAGGAUGGGCUGGAUUGCAGAUGUACAACUCCGAAGGAAAUGCAAACACUUAUUUCUAUGCUUUCAAAAGAGGCAUUGGAAUUGAAGAUCUUGCAAACAUCGACAGGAAGGUUGAGGACAUCAAGAGAAAUGCAUCUGUCCCUAUAUUUGUGGAAAAUGUUGGAGGAAAGAAGAGGGUGGCUUACAAGAUCCAGGAGCCCAACCAGAGCGGAUAUGAGUCGGUUACCCCAGAAGAACUUUCUAGCCAUGUCUUGCGCAUGCUGAAGGACCAAAUUUUAAAGGACUAUAAGAUUCAGGGGCUUACCAUUACCUAUCCAGCUUAUUUUGAUCCGAACCAAGUUGCAGCAACCAUCAAAGCAGCAGAAAUGGCAGGACUUCCCACACCCUUAACCUGGAAGGAGCCAUCUGCAGCAGCAUUUGCCCAUACAUAUGAUCUUAUCAGAAAAGGAAUCACCACUAAGGAGGAGGUGGAUGACAUGAAUAUCUGCGUAUUCGAUCUUGGAGGAGGUACAUUUGAUGUUUCCAUUGUUGAAUCAUCAGGAGGAUUCAUGAUGGUGCCGUGCUAUGAAGGAAAUAACUUCCUUGGAGGAGAAAAUGUCAAUGAUAACCUUACAAAACACUUUGCUGCUUACAUCAAGAGCACAACCGGGUUCGAUGUUAUGGAGAACCAGAAUGUUAAGCUUAGAUUGAGAAAUCUUGUCGAGGAAAUGAAAAAGGAUCUUUGUGACCAGGUUCGCAAAUCUCCAGGAAGGAAAGCAAAUCCUUUGAUCACCAAGAAUUUUAUUUAUGAUGGAGAAAAGUCAGUUACCUUGGAACUUACAAAUGAAAAGUUCAACGAGCUGAACGAGGCUUUCUACUCCAAGAUAAAAAGUAUUAUGAACUCCUUACUUUCUGGAGACGGAAAGGACAAUAAGGGAUACGACAAGAAUCUCAUCAAUAGGGUACUACUUGUAGGAGGGUCGACAAGAAUCCCUAAAGUAAUUGACAUUGUUGAAGAGAUUUUUGGAGCAGAUAAAAUUCACUACGAAGGUAUUAAUGCAGAUACAAUAGUUGCAAGAGGUGCAGCCUUAUACACAGCUAAUGAGCUCAACAUGCUUAGUGAGUCCGAGCAGAUUGUAACUGCUGAUAGCGUUCCCCUUUCGCUUGGAAUCUGUACAGAGGAGGAUCAUUUUGAAGCCAUUAUUUCAAAGGGUGCUCUUCUUCCGGCAACAGGAACAAAAGAAUUCACUACGGCCCAAGACAACCAGACAAAAGUUAGGAUCCGCGUGGCUCUUGGGGGCUUAGAAAGCUUCAAAGACAAUGUUCAUAUUGGAGAUAUUGAGUUGGGUCUUCCAGGGAACCAACCCCGGGGUGUCCCAAGAAUUGCUGUUACAUUGGAAAUCAACACACACGGAAAGAUUUAUGUGAAGGCUGUGGAUUUGCAAACCGAUAAAACCGCGGAUGCAUAUUUCAGUUCUGCCGUUGCCAACAUGACCCCAGAGGAGAUCGAGAGGUUUGAAGAAAGAGUCCACAGUGAGGAAAAUCAGGAACUUGUGAAGAAACGAGAAGUAGUUAAAAAGUUGGAAUAUGCUCUGGAACAGGCCGAGAGCCCUAAAUUUGUCGAGGUAAUUCCAGAAAAUAUCAAGAAGGAUGCUCUUGAAUAUGUUCAGAAAACGAGAUUGUGGCUGGAAAAACACAAGGAGAUAGCUCCCCGAAUCCAUAUUGAAGAGAAACUCCAGGAAUUUGACAACGGAAUAAAAGAAUUCCUUAGCUCGGCAAAGUCUGGGGAAGAGAAGGAAAUAGGAAGAGAAGAGCUCUAA
Encephalitozoon intestinalis ATCC 50506 is the source of this 2052-nucleotide messenger RNA. RefSeq names its product DnaK-like protein. Lineage: Eukaryota; Fungi; Microsporidia; Unikaryonidae. Gene Ontology annotation, biological process: protein refolding; cellular response to unfolded protein. The transcript has a single exon. Gene Ontology annotation, molecular function: ATP binding; heat shock protein binding; misfolded protein binding. The record is from RefSeq and is a predicted model, not a curated record. The coding region runs from base 1 to 2052 and encodes 683 amino acids. Gene Ontology annotation, cellular component: cytoplasm.